Molecule: messenger RNA, 2311 nt
Organism: Hipposideros armiger (great roundleaf bat)
Lineage: Eukaryota; Metazoa; Chordata; Mammalia; Chiroptera; Hipposideridae
Gene: MACROH2A2
Product: macroH2A.2 histone
Exons: 9
Coding region: 544-1662 (372 amino acids)
Biological process (GO): nucleosome assembly
Cellular component (GO): nucleosome
Molecular function (GO): structural constituent of chromatin; DNA binding; protein heterodimerization activity
Source: RefSeq, a predicted model, not a curated record
GCCUUCUUCCACCAAAGGUGGAUCCUGCUCACAGGAGACUCUGGAUCAAGACCACAGUGCUUCUGUCCCCAGCUCUAGGGUAGGCUCAUCUUAGCAAAUGGCCCUCGGCGCAUCCAGCAGAUCCGCCAGCGACGCGGAGGCCGCGCGGUUUCAUCUUUAAUGCUCCUAAAGGACAAUAGCUCAUCAAGCCCCACCGAAAGCCCGGGACCCGUCGCGGAGCCUGGGCUGGCGGGGGAUGAGGCUGAGCGACUCCUCCUAGAGGUGGUUAUGUGGAGAAGGAGCAAUCCCUUCUCCCUCCUCCUCCUCCCCCCCGCUACUAUCCGCGGCCCGGAGAACUGCCGCUUGCCGCCAUUGACACGCACAGAUAGAACCUAAAGAAAGGCAAAGAGUCCUGCCCCGCACCGGCACCGUGCGGGCCGAACCUGCGUCCGGGCAGCGGCGCGCAGAGGACACCGGGCGCCGGGAGCAGGCGGCGCAGCACCAGCACUGUGUUAGUGCCAGGAGGCCACUGCAUCAGCAAGCUGAGAGGGAAACUGAGGCAAGAUGUCGGGCCGGAGUGGGAAGAAGAAAAUGUCCAAACUGUCCCGUUCAGCCAGGGCCGGUGUCAUCUUCCCAGUGGGGCGGCUGAUGCGUUACCUGAAGAAAGGGACCUUCAAGUAUCGGAUCAGCGUGGGUGCUCCCGUGUACAUGGCGGCAGUCAUCGAGUACCUGGCAGCGGAAAUUCUAGAAUUGGCUGGAAAUGCUGCAAGGGACAACAAGAAGGCCCGGAUAGCCCCAAGACACAUCCUGUUGGCAGUGGCCAAUGACGAGGAGCUCAAUCAGCUGCUAAAAGGAGUGACCAUCGCCAGUGGAGGCGUCCUGCCCAGAAUUCACCCUGAACUGCUGGCCAAAAAGCGAGGGACCAAAGGCAAGUCGGAAACUAUCCUCUCCCCUCCCCCAGAGAAAAGAGGAAGAAAGGCCACAUCAGGCAAGAAGGGCGGCAAGAAAUCCAAGGCUGCCAAACCACGAACAUCCAAAAAGUCCAAACCAAAGGACAGCGAUAAAGAAGGUACUUCAAAUUCCACCUCUGAAGAUGGGCCAGGGGAUGGAUUCACCAUCCUGUCUUCCAAGAGCCUUGUUCUAGGGCAGAAGCUGUCCUUGACCCAGAGUGACAUCAGCCAUAUUGGCUCUAUGAGAGUAGAGGGCAUUGUCCACCCAACCACAGCCGAAAUUGACCUCAAGGAAGAUAUAGGUAAGGCCUUGGAAAAGGCUGGGGGCAAAGAGUUCUUGGAAACAGUAAAGGAGCUCCGCAAAUCCCAAGGCCCUUUGGAAGUUGCUGAAGCCGCCGUCAGCCAAUCCAGUGGACUUGCAGCCAAAUUUGUCAUCCACUGUCACAUGCCACAGUGGGGCUCUGACAAAUGUGAAGAGCAGCUUGAAGAGACCAUCAAAAACUGCCUCUCGGCAGCAGAAGACAAGAAGCUAAAGUCUGUCGCCUUCCCGCCUUUCCCCAGUGGCAGAAACUGCUUCCCCAAACAGACAGCCGCCCAGGUGACCCUCAAAGCCAUCUCAGCCCACUUCGACGACUCAAGCACGUCUUCGCUGAAGAACGUCUACUUCCUGCUCUUCGACAGCGAGAGCAUAGGCAUCUACGUGCAGGAGAUGGCCAAGCUCGACACCAAGUAGCCGCCCCAGCUGCGGCUGCACUUUCCAGCAGGAGUUGGAGGACGAGCAGAGUCACAGAAGCAGGUUUUAUUUUUUAAAAGCAGAAAGGAAAGGUGACGCAGAGGAGCAGAGGGCAGCUGAAGGGGAGCGGGUAGCUGAGGCUGUGGGAGCAGGUCCUGCCCAUCAAAGGAGCCCUUUGUAUUUUAUAUUCUUGUUAAAAAGAGCCUCCGUCCUAAAAACCAGGUCUCCACGAGGGGUUCUUUCCAUGUUUUUUUCCUGUUGUUUUAGAACUUUUUAAAAAAAAAACAGACUUCGUUUUAGAUUUAUAGCAUUGACUUUUACACACACACACACACACACACACACACACACACACACACAAAUCCUUUCAAAAUUCUUAAGUCUUCUGUUUCUACUUUUUUGCAAGGGAGGAGGGCAUAUAAGUGACUCGGGCUUUGUUGGUUGUCUGUAUUCAAUUAUGGAGAGAAGAAAUUAGAAAGGCAUCUCACUGGUGCUUUUCGUUUCUGUUUUAGUGCCCCCACCCCCACCCCUAUAAUAUCUGUAACUACUCCUAAAACGGUUUUGCUUCAGGCUUUUUUUCUGUUUUGUUUUUAAAGAAAAAGAAAAUGAAAGGAAAAAAAAAAUAAAAGAUCCAGUGUCUUUCUUAAAA